CCGCCUCGCCCUCCCCAUCACGAGACCACCCACCACCUGCCUGCCUCUCGCGUCCUCACGAAAUUGGAGAAGCUAAGCUGUGACGACGAGCACCAUAUAUUUCUUUCAGUUUGCGAGAACCUUAGCUAGCUACAAUGGCGUCACUGGGCUUUGGCAGCACGGUGGCGGCCGUGGCCCCGGCGUCCUCGUCGCCGGGCCGGGGGCGGAGGCCACGGCCCAUGGUUGCCCUUCCGGCCGCCACGAGGGGCGGGCAGGCGGCGACCAAGGAGGAGAAGAGCCUCGCCGACUUCAUCUUCGGCGCCAUCUUCAAGAAGGACCAGCUCGUGGAGACGGACCCGCUCCUCAACAAGGUCGAUGGCGCGCCGUCCGCCGGAACCACCGUCUCCUCGCGUGCCAAGGCCCGGGGCGGCACCACGGCCGGCGCCAGGAAGGCCGCUGGUGACGACGACGGAGGCAGCGGCGGCGGGUUCAACUUGGGCGGGCUGUUCGCCAAGAAAGGCUGAACGUGCGUGCAUGCGUACAUGUGAGGUGUAAUUCCUGAAACCCCAAGCUGGAUUUGCUUUGGAAAGAUUGCGUAUAUACGUGUCGUGUGAGGUGUGCCUCAAGUGAUUUUUCAUGUGAUAAUAUGAUAUACUUCACGCAACAUUAUUUUGUUCAGCUCAGUAUGGCAUGGAUUGAAAGGAGCUGAUCUUGUUUAA
Molecule: messenger RNA, 698 nt
Organism: Phragmites australis (common reed)
Lineage: Eukaryota; Viridiplantae; Streptophyta; Magnoliopsida; Poales; Poaceae
Exons: 1
Coding region: 135-503 (122 amino acids)
Cellular component (GO): chloroplast
Source: RefSeq, a predicted model, not a curated record